AUGUCGGGGAACUCGAAUAUGUUCCUGUACUCGCUGACGGUUCUGCAGCCGUCGUCAAUCACCCAAGCAAUAUUGGGCGCCUUCAGCGGGAAGAAGCAGCAGGAGAUCAUUGUAGCUCAGGGCUCGCGACUGUCCUUGCUACGGCCAGAUCCGACGCAAGGAAAGGUCCACUCAGUCCUCACACAUGACGUAUUUGGAAUCAUCCGAUGUUUGGCUGCAUUUAGGUUGGCAGGAAGCUCAAAAGACUAUAUCAUCGUCGGUUCGGAUUCUGGCCGUAUCACCAUUCUCGAAUACCAACCUGCCGCCAACAAAUUCCACCGCCUGCAUCUCGAGACUUUCGGUAAAUCUGGUGUCCGUCGCGUCAUCCCUGGUCAAUUCCUCGCGUGCGACCCGAAAGGUCGUGCAUGUUUGAUCUCGUCCGUGGAGAAGAACAAGCUGGUCUACGUACUUAACCGAAACGCGCAAGCAGAGUUGACUAUCUCGAGUCCACUUGAAGCGCACAAGCCGCAUUGUCUUGUGUUCGCACUGGUAGCUCUAGACGUCGGGUACGAAAAUCCGGUAUUUGCCGCUCUGGAAGUGGAUUAUGGGGAGAGCGACCAGGACGCAACAGGGGUGGCAUAUGAUCAGAUCGAGAAGAUGCUUGUUUAUUAUGAACUGGAUUUGGGUCUCAAUCACGUUGUCAGGAAAUGGUCAGAUCCUGUGGACAGGAGCGCAAAUAUCUUGUUCCAGGUCCCGGGAGGCACCGAUGGGCCGUCGGGGGUGUUGGUUUGUGCGGAGGAUAAUAUUUACUACCGACACAUGGGAAGAUCGUCCCACAGGGUCCCAAUACCAAGACGGCGUGGAGCAUGCGAAGAUCCGAGUAGAAAGAGGUCCAUCGUUUCAGGAGUCAUGCACAAGAUGAGAGGGGCAUUUUUCUUUUUGUUACAGACGGAGGAUGGAGACCUGUUAAAAGUUACCUUGGAUUACGAGGAUGAUGUGGGCGUUUCAAGGAUCAAGGUGAAGUAUUUCGAUACCGUGCCGCUUGCAACAAGUUUACUCAUCCUCAAGAGUGGGUUCUUGUUUGUAGCAUCGGAGGGCGGAAAUCACCACUUCUAUCAAUUCGAGAAGCUCGGAGAUGACGACGAGGAAGCCGAGUUCUCAAGCGAGAACUUCUCCCCUGAUUCUUUGGACGAGUACACACCGAUAUAUUUCCACCCUCGCGCGCCCGAGAACUUGUCACUCGUAGAAGCUAUCGACAGCAUGAACCCAGUGGUUGACUCUAAAAUUGCCAAUUUAACAGACGAGGAUGCGCCACAAAUCUACACCGUUUGCGGAACAGGACCACGUUCAACAUUCCGUAUUCUUAAACACGGGCUUGAGACUACAGAGAUUGUAUCCUCGGAGCUACCAGGUGUUCCGAGUGCUGUAUGGACCACCAAAUUGACCAACGGAGACGAGUUUGAUGCAUACAUUGUGCUUUCCUUUACGAACGGUACUUUAGUCCUCAGCAUUGGUGAAACGGUAGAGGAAGUCACAGACACAGGAUUCCUGUCUUCGGCACCGACAUUGGCAGUCCAGCAGCUUGGUGAUGAUGCUUUACUCCAGGUCCACCCGAAGGGUAUUAGACAUAUAAGGGCAGACCGAAGAGUCAAUGAGUGGCCUGCACCACAACAUAGGUCAAUCGUAGCCGCCUCUACGAAUGCUCGACAGGUCGCAGUUGCCUUAUCAAGUGGUGAAAUUGUGUACUUUGAAAUGGACUCUGACGGUCAACUCGCAGAGUAUGAAGAGAAGAAAGAGAUGACUGGCACGGUAACUUGUCUCUCCCUUGGUGAUGUCCCAGAAGGUCGAGUUCGAAGCUCGUUUUUGGCAGUAGGAUGUGACGACUCGACAGUAAGAAUUCUCUCCCUGGAUCCUGAUACAACACUCGAAUCAAAAUCCGUGCAAGCCUUGACAUCCGCGCCAUCAUCUCUAUGCAUCAUGGCAAUGCCCGACAGUGCCGCAGAAACAUCUAAGAGUUCCACUUUAUACCUGCAUAUCGGUCUAUACAGCGGGGUGUACCUUCGGACAGUUUUAGAUACCGUGACCGGGGAGCUGACGGAUACCCGAACACGAUUUUUGGGACCUCGGCCGGUGAAGAUAUUCAAAGUGAUCGCACAAGGGCAGCCAGCAGUGUUGGCCUUGAGUAGCCGGCCGUGGUUGGGAUACAAUGAUGGACGAGGACAGUUCAUGCUUACACCGCUGACAUACCCAAUGUUAGAGUGGGGCUGGACCUUUAGUAGUGAACAAUGUCCGGAGGGGAUGGUUGGCAUCCAGGGGCAGAAUCUCAGAAUUUUCACGAUUGAGAAACUCACAGACAAUCUUCAACAAGAAAGCAUACCGCUCCCUUAUACCCCAAGAAAAAUGCUUAAGCAUCCCGACCAGCCUUUGUUUUACGUCAUCUGUGCGGAUGCCAAUACGCUAUCUGUAGCAACCAAGCAAAAAUUGCUUUCAGGCGCUCAAAAUGGCGAGUCUACCGAGCUCUCACCAGCCGAAUUCGGGAAUCCAAAGGGCGAGGGUCAUUGGGCAUCAUGCAUCACUAUUGUUGAUCCGCUCGGAAAAGAGACCCUUCAAACAAUCGAGCUCGAAGAGAAUGAAGCAGCGUUUUCCAUAGCGGCUGUAUCCUUCGCUAGCCAAGAAGAUGAGGUUUUCCUUGUGGUUGGGACGGGUAAGGACACCAAGCUCUCUCCCAGGUCAUCAACAAACGGCUACAUCCAUAUCUACCGCUUUAUUGACAAUGGGCGUGAGCUCGAGUUCAUUCAUAAGACCAAGGUGGACGAGCCACCCCUUGCACUGCUCGGCUUCCAAGGCCGUCUCCUGGCAGGUAUCGGACGUGAUCUCAAAAUCUUCGACUUGGGAAUGAAGCAACUUCUCCGCAAGGCGCAGGGGCAAGUCGCGCCCAAUUUGAUCACAGGUCUCCAGACCCAGGGAUCCCGUAUCAUUGUCAGCGAUAUACAGGAAAGUGUCAUAUACGUUGUCUAUAAAUACCAAGAUAACCGGCUCAUCCCCUUUGUCGAUGACAUGGUCGCGCGCUGGACCUCCACCACCACAAUGAUCGACUACGAGACCGUCUGCGGUGGUGAUAAGUUCGGGAAUCUGUGGAUCGUACGAUGCCCUCAAAAGGCAUCAGACGAGAGUGACGAGGACCCUGCCGGCGGUCAUCUCAUCCAUGAACGGUCGUAUCUCCAGGGCGCUCCUAACCGGUUAGCAUUGGUGUGCCACUUCUACACACAGGACAUCCCAACAUCCAUUCAGAAAGCGCAGCUCGUUGCGGGAGGAAAGGACACGCUAGUCUGGACGGGUCUUCAGGGUACAAUUGGUCUCAUGGUCCCAUUUGUGAGCAGAGAGGACGUGGACUUUUUCCAGACGCUUGAGCAGCACAUGAGGACGGAGGAUGCGCCGUUAGCCGGGAGAGACCACUUGAUCUACCGAAGCUACUACGUCCCUGUAAAGGGUGUUGUGGACGGCGAUCUUUGCGAGCGAUACACAUUAUUAAGCCGAGACAAGAAGGCGGUAAUUGCACAGGAAUUGGACAGGAGCAUAAGGGAGGUUGAGCGAAAGAUCGCAGACAUGAGGAGUCGGGUUGCAUACUAG
Molecule: messenger RNA, 3609 nt
Organism: Morchella importuna
Lineage: Eukaryota; Fungi; Ascomycota; Pezizomycetes; Pezizales; Morchellaceae
Exons: 4
Coding region: 1-3609 (1202 amino acids)
Biological process (GO): mRNA splicing, via spliceosome
Cellular component (GO): nucleus; U2 snRNP
Molecular function (GO): protein binding; U2 snRNA binding
Source: RefSeq, a predicted model, not a curated record